Messenger RNA from Sorex fumeus (smoky shrew), 1245 nucleotides. It is a transcript of the gene EMC2, whose product is annotated as ER membrane protein complex subunit 2. Lineage: Eukaryota; Metazoa; Chordata; Mammalia; Eulipotyphla; Soricidae. The transcript is spliced from 11 exons. Bases 36 to 929 code for a protein of 297 amino acids. Gene Ontology annotation, cellular component: EMC complex. Gene Ontology annotation, molecular function: protein binding. Gene Ontology annotation, biological process: protein folding in endoplasmic reticulum. The record is from RefSeq and is a predicted model, not a curated record.
UCUCCCCCCGCCCAUUGCCUGUAGGGUUUGAGAAGAUGGCGAAGGUCACGGAACGUUACGAUGUCACUUGGGAAGAAAUGCGAGAUAAAAUGAGAAAAUGGAGAGAAGAAAAUUCACGAAAUAGUGAGCAAAUUGUUGAAGUUGGAGAGGAAUUAAUUAAUGAAUAUGCUUCUAAGCUGGGAGAUGAUAUUUGGAUUAUAUAUGAGCAGGUGAUGAUUGCAGCCCUAGAUUAUGGUCGGGAUGACUUGGCAUUGUUUUGUCUUCAGGAGUUGAGGAGACAGUUCCCUGGUAGUCACAGAGUCAAGCGACUAACUGGCAUGAGAUUUGAAGCCAUGGAAAGGUAUGAUGAUGCUAUUCAACUCUAUGACCGAAUUUUACAAGAAGAUCCUACUAACACUGCUGCAAGAAAGCGUAAGAUUGCCAUUCGAAAAGCUCAGGGGAAAAAUGUGGAGGCCAUUCGGGAGCUGAAUGAAUAUCUGGAACAAUUUGUUGGAGACCAAGAAGCCUGGCAUGAACUUGCAGAACUUUAUAUCAACGAACAUGACUAUGCUAAAGCAGCAUUUUGUUUAGAGGAGUUAAUGAUGACUAAUCCACACAACCACUUGUACUGUCAGCAGUAUGCUGAAGUUAAAUAUACCCAAGGUGGACUUGAAAACCUCGAAUUUUCAAGGAAGUAUUUUGCACAGGCACUGAAACUGAACAACAGAAAUAUGAGAGCUUUGUUUGGGCUUUACAUGUCUGCAAGUCAUAUUGCUUCUAAUCCAAAAGCAAGUGCAAAAAUGAAAAAGGACAACAUGAAAUAUGCUAGCUGGGCAGCUAGUCAAAUAAACAGGGCGUAUCAGUUUGCAGGUCGAAGUAAGAAGGAAACCAAAUACUCUCUAAAGGCAGUUGAAGACAUGUUGGAAACACUGCAGAUCACUCAAUCUUAAGAUUUAAACACUCCUUCGGGUUACGUUUCAGAACUGCACUUGGAACUGAUGAGUCUGUGACUUAUUUACUAAAUGCCCAGUGCUAUUUAUAUACUGAUUUUCUGUUAAGAGUGCAGUUGUAAAGAAUGUGUUCAUGUAAACCUUAAUCUGCCUUUUACUGUUAGGCAAGAAGGUGGGAAAAAAUUCCUGAAGAAAGGUUUCAGAAGACUCUUGUGAUUGACAUUCUCUUCAUAUCACACAUCUAAAUACUUUUAAACCACGAUCUGAUGUAGUAAUACCUUUGUUAAAUAAACAAUGAUGAUUUAUUAAACUUGUA